Peronospora matthiolae is the source of this 459-nucleotide messenger RNA. The record is from the annotation of a GenBank genome assembly. NCBI's taxonomy places the organism in Eukaryota, Oomycota, Peronosporomycetes, Peronosporales, Peronosporaceae.
AUGGAGGUGAAGAAAUGUGAAAGAGGAGAGGAAGAGAUCCUGGGCAUGUUAGCAGCGAGUAUCACUCCGAGAGGAGAAGUGGAAGAGAUGCUGAUUGCGAUCUCCCCACGAAAAGACUGUCGACUCAAAAUAUCGAUGCCUCCUCCAACGGUGGAAACAGAUGAGGAGUUGCUGGUGGCCAGUUUCGAUGGAUCGGCUAGGAUAAAAAAGAAAGGAGGGUCGUUCAGUGCCGUGAUAUGGAAGUUACCCGAAUGGACGAUCGUGGCGGCCGAAUCGAGAUAUGUUCACGAUCUGACUGUGAAUGAAGCUGAGUAUAAUGGCUUGCUACUGUGCUUUGAGUUACUCGCCGAUCUGGAUAGGGGGCGAGUAAUACUGUGUGGAGAUUCCAGUCUGGUGAUUCUGAUGAACUUUAGACUUCUUGGUCCGAGUGCAAAACGCAAAGUGAAUAUAUAUUUAUAA